UGUCUGGUUGUGCGGCACCGCGUGUUGUCAUGAUGGUGGAAGCCCUUCUGCCUCCUCUGUUGUUACUCCUGGCAUCCUUCACAGGCGUGUGUCCCUGGAGAACCAGACAGACAUAUGUCCGGGCCGGUGAAAUGGUGGUGCUGUACUGCAGCCAUGACCGUCAUGGUGAUGCCAAAGUGAUCUGGACCAGUUCCAGCAGCCAGGAGAGGGACCUGGCCGACAUGUCCUCAGCUGAGCAGACGCAGUUGGGGUUGCUGGUUCGUGGGAGGAGUCUUGUGAUUCUCAACGCUUCUGUCAACAACCAGGGGAAUUACUCAUGCUCUCCGGGCAGCCGGCUCUGGUUCAGCCUCAUCGUAUGCACACCGCAGUCCAGAGAGUGUGAGGAGAGGACCCAGUACCCUCACAUAUGUUACAGACAGGAGGCCUGCACAUUGAACUGUCCCGAGGUAAACAUACCUGCUGUGAGCAUCACGAAUAUUACCAGCAACGGCAUCAUAUGGAACAAGCCAAAAGACGGCUACUUCUCAAGUGUGGAAGAGAAUGACCACGGUGUAUACACCUGUACCAGGUCUUACCUGUAUCGUAGACAAGAAUAUCACAUGACCUUUACAGUGGUGCUUCAAGUCAAACCGAAGGAAAAAAAAAAAGUCCCAGUGAUCACUUCACCACGCAAUCGUGAUGUUUUUGAGGUAGAUUUGGGCGCAACACUGGUGGUUGAUUGCAAAGCCGUUAUGUAUGCAGACUUAGACGACGUGUUGUGGUUCCACGGGAAAUCAGAGGUGGAAACAAACAACAGCUUUCCUGUUUUCUACAAUUACACACGGGAGGUUAAAGGUGCAGAGAUAAAGAUGACAGCAUCUCUAGUCUUCAAAAAGGUGUCAGAGGAGGAUUUAUCAAAAAGUUACACCUGUAGACUGGAUGCUGUAUCUGGAUCCUCAAGCUUCGUCACCAUCACGUUGGCCCAAAAAGCUCAUCCUUCUUACGUCUCCCUGGCUCUCGCCGUUGUCGGUGUUAUGGUGGUGAUGGUCUUGGCAGUAGUUAUCUAUGUGAGGUUCAAAAUGAAUAUCACUCUUUUCCUAAGAGACACUCUUGGCUGCCACAGCAGCAUCUCAGAUGGAAAGAGCUAUGAUGCCUUUGUGAUGUGUUACAAGAGCGACACAGACGCAGGACUGAAUGAAGAUGACAGAAAAUGCCUGGAGAGUGCUUUGGAAGAGAGGUUUGGUUACACUCUCUGUCUUUAUGAUCGUGACGUCUCACCAGGGAAAGCCGCAGCGGAGGCCGUGCUGGACUGUAUCGAGCAGAGUCGGGCGGUGGUUUUGGUUCCCACCUCCCCAGAUCCUGGACCGGGAUCGGGCCUGCUGAGUGCCAUCCAUGCAGCCCUCGUGGAGCGGCAGACUCGCUUGAUUUUCAUCCAAACGGAGACAACAGAAGCGACAAGGUCUGGGUCCUUACCGGAGGCCUUACAGCUUCUUGGCGAGGCUGGAGACUGUGUCACGUGGAAGGGCAUGAGCUCCAUGCCGCAUUCUUCCUCCUUCUGGAAGCAGCUACGGUAUCACCUGCCGGCCCCGAGGGAGGCAUCAAACAUCAAACGUGAAACUUUUACCUGCAGCAAUCUCGGAUGUUACCUCAUGCCAGAAUGAAUAGCUGUUAUUAUAUCUCUUUUCAGUGUAUGACUUACAGAUACAGAAUAACACAAAUGGAUACUAGGAAAAUAUAUUUACUGCUGUAGACGGUCAUGUUUAACAUUUACCUUUAUUGUUGUAAUAUGUCAAUGGAGCAUCUUGCAUUGUUAAAUUGACGUGUUUCCACGUGUUUCCUUUUUACUAUGAAAGCUGAUGCAAAGACAUGUAACAGAAUUAUGAAUUUAAUGUAAAAAUGUGAAGUUGCUUCUGGUCACAACAAUAUUUACUGUCACUGUCACUGACAUCCAGAAAUGUUCCACUAAUGUAUUCUCAUGAAAGUGAGGGUGUUGCUUUUCACAGGGGCUCAUUGAUUAAAAUCCCCCAUAUAUAUUCAAAUGUAGUCACUGGAUUUCUCUUCUAUAUUAUUAAACAUUUAUUCACAUA
Molecule: messenger RNA, 2066 nt
Organism: Pseudoliparis swirei
Lineage: Eukaryota; Metazoa; Chordata; Actinopteri; Perciformes; Liparidae
Product: interleukin-1 receptor type 1-like
Exons: 10
Coding region: 30-1640 (536 amino acids)
Biological process (GO): signal transduction
Source: RefSeq, a predicted model, not a curated record